GGUACCUACCUAUCGUUAAAGUGUAUUUGAAGGAAUAUUAAUAUAGAUAAGAUUGCACUUAUUUUUUUGCGGUUUAUGUACUUUUACACAUUUUCAGUGGUUUGACAUCGGUUAUUUUGCCGUAAUGGAUAACCGGCGCAAAUUCUCUAGUAAUAAUGAUAAGGAUCGUGAAGACGUACCAGUUUAUUCACGACUCUUUAUAGUUUGCGAUCGCGACCUGAAGGAUGAACACUUCAGGGAGUCGUUUUCUCAAUUUGGUACCAUAGAGGAUAUACGUAUACCUUGUGACCACAAUACAGGCAAACCCAAAGGAGUUGUGUUUAUAAAGUAUUCGAAAACCUCCGAAGCCGCUAAAGCUUUGGAGGCUAUGAAUUCCAAGGUUCUUAAAAAUUCCAGUCGCCCUCUUAAGGUAAUGGUGGCUGCGAACAGAUCAGACAUCCAGUCUGACAAUUAUAGUAAUGAUAAAUACAGGAGGUUAUUCUUACAUAUCCCCAAAGAUAUGGAGGAGGAUGUGCUUGAAGAACAUUUCAAAAACUUUGGUUACAUUGAAGAUGUACUAAUACAAAGGGACAGGAAUACCAAAGAGUCAAAAGGGUUUGCUUAUAUAAAAUAUAGAAAGUUUUCAGAAGCAGCCCUCGCUUAUGAGGAGUGCGAAAGGAAAUUCAGGGCUAUCUUUGCUCAACCCAAAGGGCAUAACAAACGUCAAGAAACCACCUUUGAGACUAACAUUAAUAAUCUAGCAUCAUCUACUGCUAAUCAAAAUACCUCUCUUAUUUCUGCUAUGAAUGUGAGCCCAAGGGGUUUUACACGUGUUAACUUUAUGUGUAGUCCAUAUUUAACACAAAUGCACAUAGAAACACUUUUUGAUAUAAUACCUGGUAUGGUAGAUUGCCGCUACUUUGUAGAUUUGAUUAAAAAUUAUGGCAAAGGGUCAGCACAAUUCUCAAAUCCAGUUUCAGCAGCUUAUGCUGUUGAAAAGUUAAAUGAAUUUGAAUACCCACCUGGCCAAAGGAUCUUUGUCAGGCCAGCAAAUACACAAUUUGAUGCUCACGAAAAGAAUUUCACUGACAUACCAAAUGCUGUACAUAACCUAAGAAAUGCAAUAGAAUCAACUUCAAAAAGUUCUUCACCAGAUCUAGCACAAUUGGCUCAAGCUAUAGCAGAGGCCUCAAAAUUGAUUAAAAUAGCUACAACUGGAGUUUCCAGUGAUAGCAUACCUGAUAGCAAUGAUUUGAACUAUUGCAGUGUCCAACUGCCCCCAACACAACCAUUAGCUGACAUAGAUAGUACAGUUGCUAAAAGAUGUUUCCUGGUGUGUAAACCUCAGCCACCUCCCUUAACUGUCUUGAGAGAUAUCUUUUGUAGAUUUGGCAGCCUUAUAAAUGUUUACACUCUACCUAACAAAACUGUAGGUUAUGCACGCUAUGCAACUACUGAAGCUGCAGAUGAGGCAAUCCGUGUCUUACACGGUGCAGAAAUAUGUGGUGUCCGCAUAAAAGUACUAGAAGCAGAGGCUGAAGCCCCUGCUAAGAGAAAGAGAUAUGAUUGACAUGGGACCGACAGGACAAUUUCCUUUAAAACCUAAAUGUAGACUUACAGACUUUUAUUCUUGAACUUGUUAUAUGGAAAUAAUAAAUAUUUUACCUACAAACAGACAAUAUUCUUUACGCAGCCUAUAAAAUAAUCUACAAAUUACGACUCAACAUAAGACUGACAUUUCAAUGAUAAAUUUUAGUCCAAAUGAGUAGUUUAUUUUAUAGUACCCUCCCUUACAUUAACAUAAACAACAUCCUUCACAAUCUUGAAAUAUACUGACAACUGAAUAAAGGUCCAUGUCAUGAAAAAAAUUAAACUGACAAAUUAUUUUAAUUAACAAAUUUAUUCAUCUUAACUUAAAUCAAUACAUUAUUGCAUACACAGCCUUAUUGCUUGAUGAUGACAGAAUAAUUGACAGGUAGAAAUAUGAUGUUAACACUCUUAAAAAACUGGUCUUUCUAUUUAUAUAAAAUGCUGUUAAUUAUUUUAAAAUACAGAGUCAGAUAAUUUGGUAUAUGCUACUGCAAGUAAAA
Molecule: messenger RNA, 2069 nt
Organism: Pararge aegeria (speckled wood butterfly)
Lineage: Eukaryota; Metazoa; Arthropoda; Insecta; Lepidoptera; Nymphalidae
Product: RNA-binding protein 45-like
Exons: 1
Coding region: 125-1549 (474 amino acids)
Molecular function (GO): RNA binding
Source: RefSeq, a predicted model, not a curated record